AUGCACCCCUUUUCCAUCCUCACUCUCGGUAUCUUUGUAGCGGGCUAUAUCACCGCGCGGUGGGAUCUUGUUACGCGGUUAUACGAACUGGCCAUUUUCGCGUGGGAUCACGGUGUCGUGGACUGCGGAACACAGGACCACAAAUGCGAAGACAAUUGA
Molecule: messenger RNA, 159 nt
Organism: Aspergillus fischeri NRRL 181
Lineage: Eukaryota; Fungi; Ascomycota; Eurotiomycetes; Eurotiales; Aspergillaceae
Exons: 2
Coding region: 1-159 (52 amino acids)
Source: RefSeq, a predicted model, not a curated record